Patella vulgata (common limpet) is the source of this 3796-nucleotide messenger RNA. Its product is annotated as polynucleotide 5'-hydroxyl-kinase NOL9. NCBI's taxonomy places the organism in Eukaryota, Metazoa, Mollusca, Gastropoda, Patellidae. The record is from RefSeq and is a predicted model, not a curated record. Gene Ontology annotation, cellular component: nucleus. The transcript is spliced from 2 exons. Gene Ontology annotation, biological process: cleavage in ITS2 between 5.8S rRNA and LSU-rRNA of tricistronic rRNA transcript (SSU-rRNA, 5.8S rRNA, LSU-rRNA). Gene Ontology annotation, molecular function: polynucleotide 5'-hydroxyl-kinase activity. Bases 720 to 2960 code for a protein of 746 amino acids.
UUAUUUGUCAUUAGGAGCUAAAUCGCUAAUAUUUGGGACCAAGAAAUUGACACAAAUGGGUCGCAACGCAUAUAAUAAUGUAAUCUUAUUGUAUAUAAACUGAUUUACAUUCAUUUGUUUCCGUUUUGACUCUAACUUCAAAUCAGAUGUCCAGCGAAAUACGGCAUGACUAUGACUCACUAUGAGUUUCAACUGAAUGUCAAUUUCUAGCGUCUGGUUAUUCCAGUCUAUUGUGCAUGCUCUCAUGGCGUCACCGUUUGACAUGAGUUAUGGAAUGUCAAGCCUCGUUCUUUUGGUCACUUGUUACAAAUGAUUCUGAAACGCACUAUGGUACACGAUUCGUAUACAUGCACCAAUCCAAUGGUAAAAUGUUUAUUUUGUCUUAAAUAUUGGAUAUCAGAAGCCUACCAUUUCCCGGUAAGAUCACAACAUCAAUGUUGAUUUAAAUUGACAAAUAAUUCGUGUUUUCAACGUGUAAGACUUUGGAUAAUAUUGAGUUAGAGACUUACAUGUAGCUACUUUAAAUCAACAUUCAUGUUGUGAUCUUACCGAGAAAAGAUGGGUUUCAGCCCCAUUUGUUACAAGGGACUCGAAGAACGAGGCUAGACAUAUUCCACCAUUUGGCAAACCUCGGCAGAUUCCGGUAGCCUACCCUACAUCAGCCUAGGCUGUAUGACAGUAAGUAAUGUAAAAGGAACAAUAUAAAACAGACAGUUGAGAUGGGGAAAGCAGUAGGCCGCAAAUCAACUAGAAAAUUGCCAACAGUUUCCAGAAUUCAGAAAACCAGGAAACAAUCAAACACAAAAAUAGUUAAAAAGCCAACUUCUAAUUCUAAAGUGGAGGUCAUUGAUUUUUCAGUUCUACCCAGGACAAAUGUUCAAAAACUUAAUGCAUUCAAGAGUAAGAUUUCAGUUUUUAGAAACUUUGUUGAUAGUGGCGAAGAAUCAUCUGAAUUUAAGAAUGAUACAACAUCACAGAAACUUCUUGAAAACAACAAUACAUUCUCAUUUCUUAGCAAAAAACUUUCAGAACAUCGAAACAAACAGCUUCUAGAAAAUGCUUGUAAAACCGAAAUAAUUGUUGUUGAAACUGACGUCAACAAAAUGAAAGUACCUUCCAACUGUGACAAUGAUCUCUCAAAGUCAGUUAAUGCAAAUUGUGAUGAUGUUGAUGAUGACUACGAACCUAGUAUGGAUGUUCACAUGUCGUAUGAAAACUUAGAACUUUCAGAUAAUGAAAAUACCCAGAAUGGAUAUACAUGUGUUGGAAAUGUAAAUAAGCCUGAAUUUGUCCUAAGCAGAAAGGGUCAUCGGUCAGUGCUGAUUUUAACCCAUCCAGCUGAACUAUGUUUUAAGGGAAAAGCUAAGGUCAGAUCUCUAUUAGGCAGUUGUAAAAUUCUGGGUUAUGAGAUCAAACCAGGUAAUAAUUCUGUGGAUGUUUUUUCACCCAAUAGCAACAGUUUUUUGACUAUAAAAACUGUCAGGGGAGAACCAAAGAAUACAGUUGCCAAUGUGGUCACUGCUGACAUGCUGAAUGAAAGUAGUUUGAAUCAACUAUUGGCUGAUUUGAAUGAACUAGCAAAUGGAGACUGUGUAGUACUGAUAUUGGAUAGGUUAAUAUCACCCAUAAAUUUUGAGUCAUCGACAGUGCCACAAUUCAAAAAUCUUUUUCAUUUAGAUGAUCCACAAGCCAAGUACUCAUUAUCUAGCAUGUCUGACUGUAAUUCUUUAUGGGUUUCUGCUUCCAGAGAGUAUGACACUGCUAUAUAUGAAUGGACAAAUAAGAUAAUUAAUGGUAUCAAACCUGUUGUUAUGGUUGUAGGUGGUAAAAACUCUGGUAAAUCAACUUUAAAUAGAAUGUUAAUUAACAGUGCUCUUAAUGUCAGUAAUGCCGUCAGUUUUUUGGACUGUGAUGUAGGCCAGGCAGAGUUCACUCCUUCUGGAAUCAUUUCAUUACAUCAUAUUAAUGAACCGGCUCUCGGACCGCCCUUUACUCACCAAAAGAACUCAGAUCAUAUGUGUUUUUAUGGUGAAAUUAACCCAUCAAAAGGUUUGACCAGAUAUAUCAAAUCUGUUGAAAUUGUUCACAGAUCAUACAGAAAUCUAGACACCAAGCUGCCUGUAAUUGUCAACACCUUGGGAUGGAAUGAAGGAUUGGGAUUAAAGAUUAUUGUGGAUCUAAUCCAUAUGAUCAAACCAACAAUGAUUGUUCAGUUAGAUUGUGAAUAUGAUUAUAACAACUUUCCGCCUUUGACAUCUGAUUAUUUGAUGAACACACCUGGCUGGCUGUACAACAUACCUGAAUUAAUGAUUAACAGUGGAACCCCUCCCUCUAACUUCGAUAAUCAGACAUUAUAUAUCAUGGACUCAGAGGUUCCCACAAAAUAUCGAUUUCCAUUUAAGGCUGAACAGUAUCGCGAACUGGCUAUUCUUGCAUAUUUGAACAGCACUCUUGACAAUGGCACCAAACUAUUACAUAUGGAACCUUAUAAGAUUAAUUUUAAAGAUGUGGUUAUACAUGAUUGUCAACAUCCUGGUGACAAUUCACAGAUUCUUUAUGCUUUCAAUGCAUCAGUUGUGGGGUUAUGUGAAAUUAACAUGACUACAAGUUAUGUUAAGAAAGAGUCUGGACUCCAUUUUGUUAAAGAGAUGCCAGUUUGUCCUUCUUAUGGACUGGGAAUCAUUAGAGCCAUUGAUAUUAAAAAUGAACAUAUUUAUUUAGUUACACCACUGCCUUUCGAGAAACUCUUAAAUGUAAACUGUCUUAUUAAGGGUGCUGUACAUCUUCCCAUUGACAUUCUUUCACAGCAGACAGAAUCAAUAGACGUUUCGGAAUUACCGUAUUUGGGUUCUAUAAAUAAAACAGUUGGUUCAACUUCCCUUAUAAAUCGUAGUAAGAUGCCUAGAAAACAGUAUUUACAAAAGGGUAAUAGUAGCACACAGAAAAUCCCCAAGCUAUGAUUUAAUUUCACACAAUGGCCAGUGUAAAGGCUCAUUUGAUAAGUCAAUCUGUUUGUACAGCAAGAAAUUUGAGUGAAUAAUCAAUGUAGAUUUCAAAGCAUGUGAUUUAAACAAAAAAAACCCUAAUGUAGAGGUGGGUAGAUAAUGGUAAAUUAUAAUAAAAUAUUGAUUACCACACUUUUCUUAAUGUAUGUAGCUGUACUUGUAUAUACAUAUGUAAUGUAUACACCUUACUAAAACAUUUAUUGAACUGUAUACAUCUCAUAUCAAUAACCAACUUCAUUGGCUUUUGAAAAUUCUGGUUAGAUUUUUUCCAUUAUUUAGGAGGUAGAUGUCCCUUCCCACACCACACCUCUUUUGCAAAUGUCUACCAACCCACCUUUUCCCAAUUUCCUAAUCCACUCAGUUAUGAUAAAUGUUUUAUUGGCAAACAACAAAAGCAGAAUGAACAAGUGAAGAUAAAGCUUAUUAUAGACAAAUGACCUAUAUGAUAUGUAUAAAUAUAGAUUAGUAGAAAAAUCAAUAACAGACAUAUAGUCUAUUACAUUGGUAUUAUAGAAGAUCAUUCAUUUGUACAUGGAUGAUUUAUGUACCACAUGUCGUUUAUCAUGGACAUUUUCUCAACACCCAACAAUCCUCUUAAAUCUUCAUUUUUUGCAAGCAUUUAAAUUGAUGUCCCAAUUGUUGUCCUUUCACACUUGUUUAUCACAAUUAUGAAAGGAUCUUUUUGGAAUUAUUAGAUGUUCUUGAAGACAUGUAUUGAUUUUGUGUAAUCUCCUAUAAUUAUUCCUGGAGUUUGUCUCCUUGAUUAAAAAUAACCUUGUUAAAACCUUAAA